This is a messenger RNA of Australozyma saopauloensis, 462 nucleotides long. RefSeq lists its product as uncharacterized. Bases 1 to 462 code for a protein of 153 amino acids. The transcript has a single exon. Lineage: Eukaryota; Fungi; Ascomycota; Pichiomycetes; Serinales; Metschnikowiaceae. The record is from RefSeq and is a predicted model, not a curated record.
AUGUGUUUCCCGCUCCAUUUCCCCGGUCACGGCCCGUUUUCACCAGCCCCGUCUCCAGUUUCCAGAAGUCACGUCAUAUUCAUGGAACUGAUCUGGUGCCUCGUAUGCGAUUACAAGGCCAGGGCCCACGCGCCAAUUUUCAAGGAAUUUUCCUCAUUUUCAAAUUCAAAAACUAAAAAAAUUAAACCCUCUUCUUCUGCUGCGAGAUGCCAUCGGAUCAGGGCUUCUCUGGACUUUCCUUUUUCCAUGUGUGGCGGCAAUUUUGUUCUCUCCAAGUACUGGAAAUGUCACAAAACAACCGCUAGAACAACCAAAAAAAAAAAAAGACCACCAAACCAAACUCGCCAAAUUCACUCAAGCUCCAAUCCAAACCCCCGAUUUCCUCCUCCCCAAUCCACCCUGGUGGUGGUGGUGCAACCCCGCAUAUAUUGGCCAAUGGCUAAUACUGCAUUGACACCCUGA